Messenger RNA from Puccinia graminis f. sp. tritici CRL 75-36-700-3, 333 nucleotides. RefSeq lists its product as uncharacterized. Lineage: Eukaryota; Fungi; Basidiomycota; Pucciniomycetes; Pucciniales; Pucciniaceae. The record is from RefSeq and is a predicted model, not a curated record. The coding region runs from base 1 to 333 and encodes 110 amino acids. The transcript is spliced from 3 exons.
AUGUCUUGCCUGACCUUCAGCUUGGCGAUCGCCCAAUCCAGGCUCAGCCUCGAGCCCCACACGCACUGUUUCAAAAGUCUCAGAAGGCUAUGGAAAGCUAGACUUGAAGUUGAAAAGGCCAAUAACAUGAGGAAACAUUGUCCCGGUCCCUGUUGCGGCAUGUUUUGGUGUGGGAUCUGCCCCACGUUGACUGGGAGGGUGAAUUUGUGGGGGGUUCUUGGCUCUUUCCCUGAGAUUCCGGCGAGCACAAAUGAGUUGGGAACAAGAGGCUACUUCGGCUCCAUCGGUGACCGCACCCGUUUGGAUGAGGCCAAGUCGCCAUCGGCAAUUUAA